AUGACGACGAAGAAGACGACGAGGACGAAGGAGACUGUAUCGUCGGUCUCUUUGAAAGACCGAACGAAUGAUUUUAGCAGGAGCAUGAGCAGUAAAGGAACAGAAGAAUUGGAAGAAGAAGAAGCGGACUCUGAGCGCAGUUUCGAGAGCGAUUGGUCGCGAGACGAAAACCCGUACGACGCGUCGAAUUCAUUUCUCACGAAAAUCAUAAAGACGCACAAGAAAGCGAUGGAAACGAGCGAGGACGAACGGAGACGACUGAAAGAGUUACUCUUUAAAGCCGAGGAUAGGUGCGAAGAGCUGUUGGAAAUGAACGAACACUUGGAACGAGAAUUUGAGAAAAAAGAGAAGCAGUUUCGCCUCAAAAUGGAGGAGGAGAAGACGAAAGGAAAGCAAUUUCCGGAACGCGAGAAGAUGGAGAUUCGGGAACGAAAAUUGGAAUCGGAGUUGGCAGCGGUGAAAACGAUGAACGAGAGUUUAGAGAGGCAAGUUUUAUCGCUGAAAAUACGCGAGCGGGAAAGAGAGGACGUUUUGACCAAGUUGCGAGACGAGACGGCACAGAUGAAGAAGUCGUCGAACAAUCCGCAAGUGCUGAGAGACGAGAUAAGGAGCGAGGAGCAGAAGGAGCAGCAAACGUUAGCGGUGAUUGCGGAGACGUACGCGAUUGAGAUACGAAAGUUAAAGGAGAAGGUAGAGAUGUACGAGAAAGCGAGGAUGAGAGAGAAGGCGUUUGGCUUCCAACAAAAGCAUCAACAGCAACAACAACGAGAAAAACAACAACAGUAUUUCUCCUUCGAAGAGAGUGAAGAUGGAGAAGAAAAUGAUGACGAACCGAGACCUCCACUGACAGUAGCGAAACGUUUACCGAGCGAAUCCGAAUCCCCGUUUGGGACGUUGAAUAGCGAAGGUCGAGUAAAAGCGGCCAUUGUUAGAUUGGGUAUUUUAGAUGAUAACGGCGACGUGCCAAAGAUGCGAAAUUUUUAA
Molecule: messenger RNA, 984 nt
Organism: Bathycoccus prasinos
Lineage: Eukaryota; Viridiplantae; Chlorophyta; Mamiellophyceae; Mamiellales; Bathycoccaceae
Exons: 1
Coding region: 1-984 (327 amino acids)
Source: RefSeq, a predicted model, not a curated record